AUGUGGGGAGCAGACGACGCUGCAGCCGGGGAGGUAGCGAGGAGGUUCUACAAGAAACUCAUGUCCCCCACUGAAAAUAGCAUGGGCGAUGGACAGCUAAAUGCUGCGACUGCGCUGCACGAAGCUGUUAAGGAGUAUAGAUUGGCAUCUCCGGGGCAGAACUGCGUGCUUAAGUGGGGUCCUUUCAUUCAUGUUGGUAUUUAG
Colletotrichum siamense is the source of this 204-nucleotide messenger RNA. RefSeq lists its product as uncharacterized. The transcript has a single exon. NCBI's taxonomy places the organism in Eukaryota, Fungi, Ascomycota, Sordariomycetes, Glomerellales, Glomerellaceae. The coding region runs from base 1 to 204 and encodes 67 amino acids. The record is from RefSeq and is a predicted model, not a curated record.